Molecule: messenger RNA, 195 nt
Organism: Schizosaccharomyces japonicus yFS275
Lineage: Eukaryota; Fungi; Ascomycota; Schizosaccharomycetes; Schizosaccharomycetales; Schizosaccharomycetaceae
Product: heat shock factor binding protein
Exons: 4
Coding region: 1-195 (64 amino acids)
Source: RefSeq, a predicted model, not a curated record
AUGGACGCAUCAAAGAAGGAGAAUCCAACGGGAGAGUCGUCAGGAAUUGCUGUCAUGACGGACGAAUUGGUUAAGAAUAUGAAACGGGACUUUGAACAAUUUCAAGUAGACUUCUCAAAAAAGCUUGAUUCUCUGACAGGAAAGCUGGACAAGAUAGAAGAGGCUUUAAACGAUGAACUUCGAACGUCAAAUUAG